Messenger RNA from Rhodamnia argentea, 1718 nucleotides. RefSeq lists its product as uncharacterized. The record is from RefSeq and is a predicted model, not a curated record. The transcript is spliced from 5 exons. Lineage: Eukaryota; Viridiplantae; Streptophyta; Magnoliopsida; Myrtales; Myrtaceae. Bases 198 to 827 code for a protein of 209 amino acids.
ACGUGUCACAACAAGGAGCUCAAACCUGGUCAAAAUGAUCUUCUCACGUGCGACGCACGUGCUUCUUAUCGUUCGCCCGUUGCGUCGGUCGAGCAAUCUUCGACUCCGGGAGUGCGGGAGACUGACUCUCCUCCGUCUUCGGUUCGGCUUCACGAGCUUCCACUCAUCGCGGGCGGCGUUGACAGAGAUCUGUAGCGAUGGCUUUUCUUCUUCCUCUGCGUGGAAGCUCGAACGUCGGAGUUCUGUCCAGAGACGGACCGGUUUCGCUGGCGGAUGCCUCAGCUCUUCCGUCGUUGCGCCGUAAUUUGAGAGCACCAGCAGGAUGGUCUUCUGUAAGAAGCUUUUAUGUGGAGAGACAUUCUUUUUCCUCCAGAAGUGGAUUGGACAGGAUGAUGCCUAAGAGGACGAUUUUUACAAUUCCCAGAAGUGGUGGUUCCCCAAACUCUAGCAAUACCAGUGAGGGUUCCUCUGAUCAGGGCAAGGCUCCUUUUGGAUACACCAGGAAGGACGUUCUAUUGAUUGGAGUUGGAGUCACUGUUCUCGGCAUUGGCUUAAAAAGUGGAUUGGAGUUUGCUGGAGUUGAUCCUCUACAAGCGGGGAAUGUUGUCCAGCUAGUGCUGGUAUUGGGAUUAACUGUCGGAUGGAUAUCCACUUACAUAUUUAGGGUUUCAAACAAGGAAAUGACAUAUGCUCAGCAACUACGUGACUAUGAAAACAAGGUCAUGGAGAAGCGCAUAGAGAGCUUGACGGAAGCUGAGCUUGAAGCUUUGCUGGAACAAGUGGAGGAAGAGAAGACACGCUUAGCGAGCGGUGAGCAAGUCAACUGAAGCGCGCACGCCAUCUGUAUAUAAGUACAGCAUCAUGUCUUGCGCCCUACCUAUGUAAUGUGUAGUGAAAGGUACCUAAAGAUUGUAGCUCACACACCGUUGAUUUCCCUAGUGCUUUUUCUUCGCAAAGAAGCCUACUUUUGGUGGUCCAUAAAUCCAACUUAGUGCCAACUUCAAACUGCCAGUAACCCAGAAGAUAGAAACAGAACCAGACGAACCCCCAACACUCAAAACGAGGGAAGCAAGAUGAGGUUCUUUUCUCUUCUGUAGGGCCAAAUGUGAAACAAAGGAAAAAAACAGCCACAGUUGCAGACCCUGGAAGUUUGCGACUCUUAUUGAAUGCGCCUAUGUUUGUGUGGCAGUGUUUGAGCCCGCUGAUGAAGCAAAAAUGGUCCCAAUGUCUCAGUCUCAUUGCGUGCACAACGAAUUAACGACAACAAAGUUUGAGAGGCGCAAGCAAACGGUCCUUUUCCCAUUUUUUGCGUUUGGACCCGGAAAUGACGAUAGCGAUCCAAGAAUGGAGCAAUGACAAGUGCCCAUCGUCGUAUGUUCACCCCCCUUUUUUAAUCAAUCCAUCAUCGUUGAUUCGAGGUCCUUUCCUGCUGAUAAAAUCCAUGGAGAGGGCAGGCAGGAUCACAGAAGUUUCUUCCCCUAAUGCCACCGAAAUAGUCAAUAGUGAGAGCUACUAAUAAGUAGACCCGUUAUGGAAAAAGAAGAGAGAGAUGUUACGUUUAAAAAGCAAUAGUAAUGCCGACAUGUUGUGCGAGUGAAGUACUGUUUUGCAAUCACAAAGCGAUGAAUUGAAAAGUGACAUCUCAAAAUCUCUUUGACUGAGUACAUGUUAUCUGAACUUAUAUCAAGCAUUCAAUCAAUUAAAUCUCUUUCUUUCAA